AAAAAAAGGACCUGUGCGCUGCGGUUUUUUUCCCCCCCAAGUCAAGUGGAGCCCAUACACACACGCACACACACACACACUGCCGCAUUCAGUUUCACUCAGGUCCGUGGAGCUUAAUGAGACGAGGAAGACCUGAUUCCACAGCACUAACCCACGCUGGAGACAUGAGUGGAGUCACAGAUUGGGUGGAUGAUGGCGACCUGGCUCCAGAGGAUGCGCGGUCUUCGGCCGUCUGGACAGAGGAGCGCUGCGAGGAGCUGUGGGAUCGUGUGGAAGGAGUGCGACACAAGCUCACGCGCAUCCUACACCCGGCCAAACUCACACCAUACCUGCGGCAGUGCAAGGUCAUCGACGAACAGGAUGAAGACGAGGUGCUCAACUCCACACAGUACCCGCUGCGCAUCAGCAAGGCUGGCCGUCUGCUGGACAUUCUUCGUGGUCAGGGCCAGCGAGGUCUUCAGGCCUUCAUGGAAUCACUGGAGUUUUACCACCCAGAGCAGUACACACAGCUGACCGGAGAGCAGCCCACACAUCGAUGCUCCCUCAUCCUGGAUGAAGAAGGUCCAGAGGGUUUGACCCAGUUUCUGCUUCUGGAGGUACGCAAACUGAGGGAGCAGCUGCGGAGCAGCCGCAUGUGUGAGCGGCGCAUGUCUCAGCGAUGCCGGAUGGCAGAGGAGGAGCGCAGCCGCGCUGAACGUAAAGCUCAGGAGUUACGUCAUGAUAGACUGCAGCUUGAGAGGCUGCGUCAGGACUGGGAGUCGGCCAGUCGUGAGCUGGGAAAGCUGAAGGACAGACACCUGGAGCAGGCUGUGAAAUAUUCCAGGUCCUUAGAGGAGCAAGGCAAGGCCUCCACCCGGGAGAGAGAACUGCUGAGGCAGGUGGAGGAGCUAAAGUCCAGGAUGAUGGAGGCAGAGAAACAAACUGUUGAUGUUCUCGAGAACACUACGCCAGUCAAAAGAAACAGUUUGUUCUCUCAUGAAGUGAAUGGCUCUCCAUCGGCUUUACCAGAGAAGCCACUGCACCAGCCCGAGCCCGAGAUGAAGGAAUCAGUUCCUGCCCCUGGAGUCAUUGCUUUGAUGGAUAUCCUGCAGCAGGACCGCAGGGAGGCUUCAGAGCAGAGACAGGAGCUCUGUGACAUCAUCGCCGGACUGCAGGGAGAGCUCCAGAGCUCUGAGGAGCACAGGGACAAGCUGGAGUCGCAGAGCAAGCAGAUGCAGCUGAAGUUAAGGACUCUCCACCUGGACUGGGAGACGGAGCAGAAGAGGAGCAUGUCCUAUUUCAACCAGAUCAUGGAACUGGAAAAGGAGAGAGACCAGGCUUUGCGUAGUCGAGACAGUCUGCAGCUGGAGUACACAGACUGUCUGCUGGAUAAGAACCGUCUCCGUAAACGCAUUGCAGAGCUGCAGGCCUACCUGGAGCAGCAGCAGAGAGAGCUGGAGAGAGAGAGGGAGAGGAAUCAGGAGCAAAGGGAGCAGAACAACCAUUGUCUGCACUGUUCGCACCUGUCUCUGUGCAGUGAGGACCAGUGCUAUGGCCCCUGCUGUUCGCUUGACCUGGACCUGAGCCCCAAAGUCAAUAGCACCCGCCAACUGUUGAGAAAGGUGCCAUCUAGAGGACAAAACCAUGAAAACUCCGAGGAUUCUAAUUCAGAGGAGAAUCUCCUGCCAUCAACGGAAGACAAUGAAAAAGAAAUAAAUCGACUCUCCACAUUUCCCUUCCCUCCUUGUAUGAACUCCAUCAAUCGACGGGUCAACACAGAGUUUGACUUGGACUCCUGGGGCAGCGAUGAGAACGAUAAUGUGACAGGUGUGCAGACUGAGCCGUCAUUGUGGGACUCCUGGAACUCCCUACACUCUCAUCUUUUCCCCCCUGACCUGGUCAACCUGCCCUCAGUCUCUUCACACCAGCCCAGUCCAAGCUCUCUCAGAAUACUUCCCCGGUCCCCAUCCGCAAGUCCCCCCACCUCACCCAAGCAUGGAAGAGUCAGUCUAGCUGACGAUAUCACGAUAGUUGGAGGAAACCGUACAGGAAUCUUUGUGAGCCAUGUGAAAUCUGGUUCUCUGGCUGAACAGUGUGGACUGAAAGAGGGCAGUGAGCUACUGGAGCUGGAGCGGGUUCUGUUUGGUGGGGGCAGUGUCCUGCUGAGCCAGUGUACUGCAGAGGUAGCUCACUUCUCUCUGCAAUGGUGGACAGAGCCGCAAACGCUCAAACACAGGAGCAACCCAGAGGCGUACUCCAAGCUGUGCAGUGAGCUUGUGUCACCUCCGUGCAUGGGCGCUGACUCUUUCUAUGUGCGUGUCAAUCUUAACAUGGAGCCACGCGGUGACCCGCCGUCUCUGAGUGUGUCCUGCGAUGACAUUAUCCAUGUUACAGACACGAGGUACAAUGGGAAAUACCAUUGGCGCUGUUCACUUGUGGACCCGCACACAGCCAAGCCCCUGCAGGCAGGAAACAUGCCCAACUAUAACAGGGCACAGCAGCUGCUACUUGUAAGGCUAAGAAAAAUGGCGCUGGAGCAAAAUGAUUUCAAAAAGAAGGUGUUCUUGAGAAAAGCACCGGGGCGUGUGCGGUUGGUCAAAGCAGUGGACCCCAACUGCCGAGGGAUUGGCUCCACUCAGCAAGUCUUCUAUACACUCAGUAAACGUCAUGAGGAGCACCUGAUCCCGUACAGCUUAGUGCAGCCAGUGCAGGUUCAGCCUAAGCGGCCAGUCAUCUUCUCCCCCUCGCUUCUCUCCCGUGGUCUCAUAGAGAGGCUACUGCAGCCUGCAGAGUCUGGCUUGAGCUUCAACACCUGUGCACCAGAGCCUGUUCAGGCUUCAGAGAGACGGGACAAGAGCGUGUUCUUAUUGGAAUCCUGCAGUCCAGAGCAAAGUCUGGGCAUUCGGCUGAAGUCAAUUCAGGAUGUCAUCAGCCAGGACAAGCACUGUCUGCUGGAGCUAGGACUAACCUGUGUUGAGGGCUUAAUAAGACAGGGGAUUUACCCUAUUGUCAUUCAUAUCCGUCCUAAGAACAAAAAACACAAGAAGCUGAGGAAGUUUUUUCCUCGGUGUGGGGACGACAACGUCAUGGAAGUGUGCCAGGCCGAGGAGUUGCAGCUGGAGACUCUGCCCCUUCUCUACUACACACUGGAGCCCAACACCUGGAGCUGUACUGAUGAACUGCUGGCAGCCAUACGCAGUGCCAUCUAUAGUCAGCAGAGGGCAGUAGCAUGGGUUGAACUGGAUAGGUUGCAAUAGAGGAGUGGGGAAUAAAAACUGUGCAUUCAAAGUGCAAACUAGAUGAUUUGGGCUUUGAAUAAAUAAUCAGUCAAGUAUCUGCAGAGGAUUAACUUCUGUAGAUUAACAUAUUUUUAAGUGAGAUCAGCUAUGGACUGACACAGGAUCUGAAAGAUUAUGCAGAAUUUUCAUUUAUGUAGCCAAGCUGGACUGGCUACAAUGGUCAAAUGGUGAACAGCAUAAAAUAUAAACAGCUUUCUGUAGUGAGUUGAUUUUAAUCAGUGUUUUUCACAUCUAGGCAGUUUAAUAUCUUUAUACACAGUCUGUGCUUAGUACAUAUGAAGUACUUACAUAUAGUCGACAUGCACUUUCAAAAUUCAUACUUAAAGAUUCAUACUAGGUGCCUUUUAUUAAGGUAUUGUGUCACUGGAGAAGAUAUAUUUGACAGGACAGUAUCUAAGACAUUAAACAAUAAUAUAGAUACUAUUACAUUUAUAUCAGGCUGCUGAAACUGUUGAAACAUGAACACAUUUUUCAUAAUAUUAAAAAAAUUGUUGAUG
Molecule: messenger RNA, 3775 nt
Organism: Solea senegalensis (Senegalese sole)
Lineage: Eukaryota; Metazoa; Chordata; Actinopteri; Pleuronectiformes; Soleidae
Product: caspase recruitment domain-containing protein 10
Exons: 24
Coding region: 117-3236 (1039 amino acids)
Biological process (GO): regulation of apoptotic process
Molecular function (GO): protein binding
Source: RefSeq, a predicted model, not a curated record